Messenger RNA from Drosophila willistoni, 909 nucleotides. RefSeq lists its product as uncharacterized. The annotation marks the transcript as partial. Lineage: Eukaryota; Metazoa; Arthropoda; Insecta; Diptera; Drosophilidae. The transcript is spliced from 2 exons. The record is from RefSeq and is a predicted model, not a curated record.
AUGGAGAAGUGCAUCGAGGAAUACGUGGUAUGCCUCUGGCGCAAAAUACGCAUUUGGGAUACAUUGUAUCAGGAAAAACGAAUCAAGAAGCUGUUAGAACAAUUCGACGAGGAGCCACGUGGAGUUUCAGUAGAGGAUAACUGGUGCGAAGAUUUCUUCGUUAAGACACAUAGCCGAACGCCGUCUGGGAAAUAUGUUAUUCGUCUUCCUUUUCUCACAUACUUGGACGAAUCAAUGGUAAUUGGAGAAUCAUAUAAGGACGCGCUAAAACGAUUACAUUCUCUGGACAGACGGUUGCGCACCACUGCGAGUUUGAAGAACGCUUAUGUUGGCACGAUAAAUGAGUAUCUGGAGCUGGGUCAAAUGGAACGUGUAACGUCACGGGCUAGUAAGACGGGCAAUCCUGCAUUGGGGGGAGUCGAUUAUUGUUACCUACUGCAUCACCCAGUCAUAAAGGAAUCGUCAUCAACUACGAAGGUACGAGUUGUCUUCGAUGGAUCAAGCAAGACGAGUAAUGGAAAAUCACUUAAUGAAAUUCUAGCAGUAGGUCCAAAAUUGCACGUACAUCUUCAAGGAAUCAUUCUCGAUUGGCGAGGGCUAAAAUGGGUAUUUAUGGCGGAUGUUGACAAAAUGUACAGAUAUAUUAAUAUUUCACCCGACGACGCGCAGUACCAACGUAUUCUAUGGAAUCCGGACACUAGUGAUUAUGUGGCAGAAUAUGCCUGCACAACGGUAAUGUUUGGAACGAGCUCCGCAACUUAUUUAGCCAUGAGAGUUAUGAAACAAUUAGCUAUGGAUGAAUGCGAGAAGUAUCCACUGGCGGUAGAUGUUAUAAAUCUUCAAAUGUAUGUAAAUGACAUACUGUCUGGUGGCGACAGUAUUGCAGAAACGGAGGAUGUCAAGAACCAA